ACAGAUUAGACCAAAUUGGUGUGACCUGAGGGUCCAGUCUCGUACACUUCCCAGUAGAAGAGUAAACAGGCAGGAAACAUAUAGAUAGAACUGCAUGUGGUGGGCUACAGUAAGAAGACGGGACUCAGCCCGAGCUCUGCCCACAUCGCUCGACUCUCUGCUGGAAGUCAGCCUUCGGGUUCCAUUCCUGGUGUCUGGGCCACCCCCACUCUGAGUCAAGCCUUGCUGCCUUCAGCAGUGAGCACAAAGCCACGUUUCAAAGGAGACUGACAAAUUAUCCCCAGCUGCCAGAAGGAGAAUCCUUCCUGGACGCCUUCUUGUCUCCUGUGAGUCUUCACCUAACCUGCUGCAAGAAUGAACCUUCGCAAGUUCCUGGGAGGCACUGUCUUAGUCGCCUUCAUGCUCUUCAGCUACUCGGAGCAAAACCAAGUGAAUGUGCUGUGCUCGACAGAUUGGUUCAUGGUCACCGUUCACCCCUUCUUGCUGAAUAAUGAUGUGUAUGUUCAUUUUUACGAGGUGCACCUGGGCCUUGGUUGCCCUCCCAAUCAUGUUCACCCACAUUUCUACCAGUUUCACUACCGCGUUACCGAAUGUGGCAUCCGCAUCAAGGCUGUCUCUCCAGAUGUCGUCAUCUAUAGCUCUGAGAUUCACUAUGCUUCCAAGGGCUCAUCAACGAAAUAUGUGAUUCCCGUGUCCUGUGCUGCCCCUCGCCGGUCCCCUUGGCUCACUAAGCCCUACUCCGCGAAAGCACCUAGCAACAACAUGGGUGCGACUCCGAAGAAUGAUACUUCCUACCACGUGUUCACCUUGCCAGAGCCUAGCGAACAACCCAACUGCAGCUGCCCACCUUAUGUCUACAAUCAAAAGAGCAUGUAAACCCUCCAUCAUGGGACAGAGUCUUUGGAGGUCCUUCUUGUGUAGUCAUCUGACUGUGCAAAUGUUUCUGGGGACUAGUGUGUUCACUCAGAUGAUCUGAGGAAACCCAUAUAGUGCCCAGAUGUAAGGGCUUCUGAAAAUUCUGUUUCUAAAAAUGAAUAUAUAGCAUUUUCUACUGUCAGCCAAAUAGAUGCCAUGAUAGCUCUUUUAGGGGAAUUUUGGAAAGGGUCAAUUCAUAUAUAGCUGAUUGUAACUUUUUUUUUUACUAUUUUUGUAUCUUUUAAAACAAUAAUAAAAUUCUGAUUGGCAAUAAA
This is a messenger RNA of Mus musculus (house mouse), 1190 nucleotides long. RefSeq names its product placental specific protein 1 (gene Plac1). The coding region runs from base 355 to 876 and encodes 173 amino acids. Gene Ontology annotation, cellular component: extracellular region. The record is from RefSeq and is marked validated. Lineage: Eukaryota; Metazoa; Chordata; Mammalia; Rodentia; Muridae. The transcript is spliced from 3 exons. Gene Ontology annotation, biological process: placenta development.